UAGGUACCAGUAUAGUCUCGACCUUUGCAUGUCCAUCAUGUCUUUACCGGAAGUCUAUGCGCAGCUAUUUAAAUACAUUGACUCUCACAGAGAUGAGUACAUUGAAGAACUUCGAGAAGCUGUAGCCGUUCAAUCGGUAUCGGGAUCACCGGAGCGUCGCAAAGACACGUGUCGGAUGGUCGACUGGACAGCAAAAAAAUUACAGAAGGCAGGAUGCGAGGUAACGAUUAGGGAUAUAGGUUUCGAGGAAUUGCCCGAUGGCAGUGAACUUCCGUUGCCUCCCGUUAUUUUUGCAACCCUUGGGAGUGACCCGAAGAAAAGCACAAUUUGUAUUUAUGGUCACUUGGAUGUGCAACCUGCCUCCGUAGAGGACGGCUGGGAGUCGGAGCCUUUCAGCUUGACUGAACGCGAUGGUAAAUUGUACGGACGUGGAGCAACUGACGAUAAAGGACCGGUCUUGUGUUGGAUCCACGCCAUUGAAGCUUAUAAUGCUAUGGGCGCAGAAAUACCAGUUAAUAUUAAAUUUAUUCUGGAAUCAAUGGAAGAGUCCGGGUGUUUGGGAUUAGAAGAGUUGCUAGCUGCAGAAAAAAGUAGUUAUUUAUCCGAUAUUGAUUAUGUGUGCGUUUCUGAUAAUUAUUGGGUUGGUACCGAAGUGCCCAACAUUACGUAUGGUCUAAGAGGAGUUUGCGAAUAUCAAAUUGCAGUUGAAUGCGCUAAACAAGACUUACAUAGCGGACUAUACGGAGGUGCAGUGCACGAAGCAUUGGGCGAUUUAGUCUAUCUUCUAAAUACCUUAACCGAUAGCGAAGGCAAUAUACUGAUACCAAACCUUCUCGAGAGCGUCGCCCCAGUUACCAGUGAGGAGACGGACUUAUACCGUUCUAUUACCUUCGAUCUUAAUGAAUAUCGCCGCACUAUCGGGGGUAAUAAGCUGAGGCACAAUGAGGAUAAAAUACAAUUAUUAAUGCACCGUUGGCGAUAUCCAUCGCUUUCUAUUCACGGAAUUGAAGGGGCAUACAGCGGGUCGGGAUUAAAAACUGUAAUUCCAGGGAAAGUUAUUGGAAAAUUUUCAAUUAGAACUGUUCCAAAUCAGCAGACCAACGAAGUCAACGAGAUGGUGAUUUCGUAUUUGGAGCAUAAGUGGAAGGAACGCGGUAGUCCAAACAAUUUUAAAAUUACUGUGGAUCCUCCAGGAGACUGGUGGACUGAAGAUCCAUUUCAUCCUCACUAUACGGCCGCCCGUAGGGCUGCGAAACACGUUUACGGCGUGGAUGCGGAUUUAACACGAGAAGGUGCAUCAAUUGGCGUUGUUUCAAUUUUAAAGCAAAUCUUACAAAAGAACAUUGUUUUAUUACCGGUCGGAGCAAGUGACGAUGGAGCGCACGCUCAAAAUGAAAAGAUAAAUAUACGAAAUUAUAUAGAAGGGACGAAGCUGUUUUCGGCAUAUUUAUAUGAAGUGGGACAAAUUUAAUCACGAGCUCUAGUUUUUACCAACAUUUUUAAUAUACAGGGUGCCCAUUAUGUAUAGAAUAUAGUAUAUAUCUCGGUACAUAUCGACGGUAU
Messenger RNA from Photinus pyralis (common eastern firefly), 1563 nucleotides. RefSeq names its product cytosolic non-specific dipeptidase-like. NCBI's taxonomy places the organism in Eukaryota, Metazoa, Arthropoda, Insecta, Coleoptera, Lampyridae. The transcript is spliced from 5 exons. The record is from RefSeq and is a predicted model, not a curated record. Gene Ontology annotation, molecular function: metallodipeptidase activity. Gene Ontology annotation, biological process: proteolysis. The coding region runs from base 29 to 1471 and encodes 480 amino acids.